This is a messenger RNA of Triticum dicoccoides, 1843 nucleotides long. RefSeq lists its product as uncharacterized. Bases 188 to 1030 code for a protein of 280 amino acids. NCBI's taxonomy places the organism in Eukaryota, Viridiplantae, Streptophyta, Magnoliopsida, Poales, Poaceae. The record is from RefSeq and is a predicted model, not a curated record. The transcript has 11 exons.
GACCGCGACGCACCGAGGCGGAGGCCACAACGGCGGUCCGUCCCGGACCAAGAGAGAGACACACGGAAGGCGACACGUACUACGGCCCUGAGACUCCGCGAGCGUGCAAGAGACGGUGGAGCACUCGAGGCAGCCGGCGGCGUUUCCUCGCCCGGCCGCUCUCCGCUCCUCGGCAUCGCCGGUGCAAAUGCCUGCGCCGCGACCGCAGCAGCUUCUGCUGCUCCUCGCGGCUACCUGGAGCCUCGGCCUGCUCUGCCUCGCCGCGCCGGAAGGUGGAGGCGGCUCCUGCGAGCUCUCGGUCGAACGCGGUGGCGCGCUCUACAACUUCAGCCUCGCGGCGCCGACGCCGGCCCACCGCCACGGCGUCCUCAGCGAGGAUGGGUUUUACAAAGUGGCCAUGAACGAUUCAGUCAUCUGGUUCCAGCUCUGCGAUCAGAUGAUAUUCAACUUUGACCCACCUGCCUGUCUUCACUGUGAGGACUGUGGUGGUCCAUUGAGGUGUGGCACCCAAUGCAGCGGACUUGCGUCAAAUAACAUUGGAGGGUAUGAUGUUUGUACAACCAUUGGAAGGGCAUCUGGAUCCCAUAUAUCUCUAAUAGAUGAUGGUAAUCCACAAAAGGGUGUCAUUGUCAAGAUGUUUUCAUCAAAGUGUUCUAUUUCUGUUUUCAUCUUUUGUGAUUCAGCUGUAGCCCAACUACCGGAUAAAUUUACCCAAUCUGGAAGUUGUGAUUACGUUACGAUACUUAGACACCCUUCUGGGUGUGCAAGAUCAGUGUCUGAUGCUGGAAAUGGCUGGGGAUGGUUAGGCACUUCGUUCAUAACAAUUUUGUGCCUUCUUGGAGGGUACAUUCUGAUUGGUGCAAUCUAUAGAUAUUAUUUCCUCGGCAUUCAUUCUGUAGAGGCCAUUCCGAACCUGGAAUUUUGGAUCAGUUUGCCACAGAGAAUUAAGAGCAUGUUUGUUCGUUCAAGAAGAAACCCAAGAAGUCAGAGCAGAGAUACUAGAGGACCAUACACCACUAUAAACCACUGAGAAGUAGAAAAAUCCAAUACAAGUAUUGACAGUCACACAAUGAACAAGCAUUCGGAGGCCGGGGGUAUUCCUCCUUUUCGAAAAAAAUACAGUGAACAAGCAUAUGUGGAUUGGGGUGAAAGCAAAACCUUUGAUCUCUGCCCAUAUGCCAGGUAUCAUCAAUGAAUCAUGUUUCUUUGUCCUUGUAUUUAGUGGUGGAGUAUCUGAAUGAGCUAGUAAUGGAGAUAAGUGACCCAGUGAUCAUAAUUAAGCCCAGUAGGUCCUUACACUACCUGCAGUGCUCACUUUUUCUCUUCCGGGCAGGGGGGGUGGGGGACUUUCAUAUAUGUACAAUAGUGAUGCUCGGCUAUUUAUUCACAUGGAAAUGCGGAAUAUUCAGAUUUGGUUCAAUGCCAAGUGUUUAUGACCAUAAUAUGAUUAUGCUGGCUUUCCUCUCAUUCAGUUUUUGUGGCCCUUGUAUUUAGGAUUCUUUUUCCAAAAUUGGUAUUUUCUUCAAAUUGUUCUUCCUGCGAUAAAUUUAACUGAAAUUCGGAUGUGAUUACUAAAAAAAUUCUAUAUGUCACCAUGCAAGUAAUACCCAGAUCAAAUGUGAUCAGCUGUAUAUCCUGAUUUUUUUCAACGCUGUACAUCCAUAUGAAACUGUGUGAAGUCGGCUGGCGUGUAACAACAGUUGUGAUUGAUGUUGUCUGAUCACACAGGCCAAAGAAUGCAGUUGAUCCUAUGAUCUGCAUCAUAUGAUUGUCCUGUUUAAAGGAACUUGUAGGAUUCUGAUGCAUCACAGUUAGUUUGUGAGUACUGUAGACAACAUGAUGC